Messenger RNA from Haemonchus placei, 1566 nucleotides. The record is from the annotation of a GenBank genome assembly. NCBI's taxonomy places the organism in Eukaryota, Metazoa, Nematoda, Chromadorea, Rhabditida, Trichostrongylidae.
AUGAUACCCAGUCCUUCAAGUAAGGAGAGAAAACUGUUGAAGCCUCAUAAUCCUGGAACUUCGCCAGUGAAAAUUUGUCAACCUCCGGUGCGUUCUCCCCUGGUUACGCCUACGAAAAGUUACGGUGAUAGAUUCAUUCCGAUUCGGAAACCGAAUCAGGAGUGGACCACGCGGUACAAUGCAAUAGUUUGUCCAGAACAAGAGUCUCCGGUUAGCUUCAAGCGUCCCACAGCGAAUCGUACUCCAGCUACGACUACGAAUGUCACCAAUAAUAAUGGUAGUCCCAGCUCACAGUACAACCAAAACCAGAACACGAACAAUGAAGAAUCACGACAGGAUCAAAUGGUUGUUCGUGCGCUGCUUCGAAACGAGUUGUUACAGGAUAGAAUUGAUGACAUACGAUCUUGCUACAAAGAUCUGGAAACAGAGAAGCCUCCAAGCAGUCCUGCUGGAGGACUUUUCAGCUACAUCAAGCGAACACCGACCAAGUUAGGGGAUCCUAGUACUUCUCAUAGUUUCGCUUUGUCACCGUUUUCUGGUCCGCUGAGUGAGGAUAGUCAAAGACUUCUAAAAAGCCCCCGAAAACCGCAAAGGAAAGUCCCGAAGAACCCAUACAAGGUGCUUGAUGCUCCGGAGCUUCAAGAUGACUUCUAUCUCAAUCUAGUCGAUUGGUCUUCUCAAAAUAUGCUGUCUGUAGGGCUUAAUACGUGUGUGUAUUUGUGGAGCGCCUGUAAUAGUCAGGUUGUUAAAUUAUGCGAUUUGGUGAAUGAUCAGGACACCGUGACCUCUGUGCAGUGGGCAGAUAAAGGUGAACUCCUUGCAGUUGGUACAAAUCGCGGAAUCACUCAAAUAUGGGAUGUGCAUAGUCAGAAAAUGACUAUGGAGCUUUCUGGUCAUACAUCACGUGUUGGGUGCUUGGCUUGGAAUGGCGACCUCGUUUGCUCGGGGAGUCGUGAUCGUCACAUCAUCCAACGUGACAUUCGCCAACCUCAUAACACGGAAAAGAAGAUGAGCGCGCACCGUCAAGAGGUCUGUGGUUUGAAGUGGUCACCUGACAAGCAAUAUCUUGCAUCUGGUGGAAACGAUAACCAGUUGUUGGUAUGGUCUAUGCGGCGCACUGAUCCAAGCCAAACAUUCACUGAACAUAGCGCAGCGGUGAAGGCGCUUGCAUGGUCACCACAUCACCAUGGCCUUCUGGUGUCUGGGGGAGGAACCGCCGAUCGUCAUUUGCGAUUCUGGAACACGUUGACUGGUCAGCCAAUGCAAGCUAUUGAUACAGGAAGUCAGGUAUGCAAUGUAGCAUGGUCGAAGCACAGCAGUGAACUGGUGUCAACCCAUGGGUAUUCCUUAAACCAGGUGAUAAUAUGGAAAUAUCCGAGCCUUCAACCUGUAACGAAGCUCUCUGGUCACCAAUUCCGUGUUCUAUAUUUGGCAAUGUCACCCGAUGGAGAGUCAAUAGUAACUGGAGCCGGUGAUGAAACACUACGAUUUUGGCAUGUAUUUAGUAAAUCUGGUCAGCAGAGAGCAGCUCGAAGCAAGUUGAACCUGUUUCAUAGCUUGAGAUGA